AUGGAUCACUUCGAAACAGAGCAGGUGCACACAAACAGCAGAGAGGAGGUUCUGCUGCUGUCAGCCCAGAGUCCUGCUGAAUGUCUCACUGUGGACGCACAGCACCAUGUGCAGAGGUGUGGCAUCACGUCUGUGUUUAUGGAAGAAGAUGAGAAGGGUGAAGGGACGGAUGAAGUGAGCGGACGACAGGAGCAUUCAGCGCCUGUUUGCUCCCACAAUGACCCCUCUCUACACAGCUACCUGCACCUAUGGGAGCUGGAGUGGGCAGAGGACCUUGACAGACGAGAGGACAGCAGACUUCACCCCAGCGUGACACCCAUCCAUCCGCAGUAA
Molecule: messenger RNA, 333 nt
Organism: Knipowitschia caucasica
Lineage: Eukaryota; Metazoa; Chordata; Actinopteri; Gobiiformes; Gobiidae
Source: the annotation of a GenBank genome assembly